AUGAGCAGGGCACUUUUAUCUAGGAACUCGUGUCUGCUGCGCGCUUAUGCCGUGUUGCACCAAGUAGAAGUACUAAGGCAGGAAAAUAUUCUUAGCCCACUGCCGUCUGAUAGCGAGGUGAGUUCCGCCAGCGGUAGCAGCGGCGCGUGUUCACCUGUGCUAACUGAAAUUAAAGCUGACAGCUCAGCCCACUUGUCGGCAUCUGCGGAUGGCGGUGGAGAAUUCAGUUGCAAUGGGGAUAGUGAAGCGCCUGUCGCGAGCAAGGAAGUAAGUGACGCCGUAAAGAAACUAAGCGAUGUCAACACAAAAGGAGAGGAAGUGAUGCCAGUGGAGGACGUUCCGUACAAAUGUAGCAUUCAACCACAGGAAGAUGCUGAGAAAAGACUCUCUCCGAGCUUGUACGCACGUACCAAAGUACAGGAGGGGAAAGUGAAUAACAACAACAUGAUGGGGUUCCACUCUCCAUGCGCGGUAUCCCCGAGAUCCCGCUCGGCUUCAGUCUCACCGGAGGGAGACAAGAAAGUCAAGGUGGGAAGGAAUGUCACUGCAGUGGCUGACAGGAUUCUACAGCGCUAUGGAAUUCGCAAAACUGACGAGUGUGCAAUGAGCGAUGAUAAUAAUGAUGGAAGCGCACUGCAGUCCAUGGAGUCUUCACCUUUACGCAGGGAAGAAGAGGAUAUACGCUCGUCGUUUGGGCCGCGGCAGAACUGUACGGCUUUAAAGGAAUUCAGCUGUAUCGAUCCUACAACAGCGAAAUCGACAGGAGCCCUAGUAAGUUCGUACACCGACUUACAAGAAUUCCAUAAGCGGAGCUUACAGAAGAAAGAAAAAGACGAGGAAGAUUCCCAUCGGGAGCGCCUUGACGAAAAAAAAAAGAUGCCGCCGAACGUCUCCCCGUUAGAAACCCAGACGUACGACGGUAGUGAGGACCAUGAAGACAGAUGUGCGACCACCGCCAACGCUGAUGUUGACGCCGAUGCUAACGGGGAUGGUGUACCAUUGAAGCCGUCACUGAUGACAUCCGCUACCGAAAUCCUCGCGUUAAACUCAAAGCGGCUGCAAGAGAAAUUGCGGAUGAUGAAAAGUAGUGCUGGAGGAAACACUACUCACUGCCACACAUGGUUUGCCGUCACAGCGCUUAUGAACACCGACGACGCCAUACAACACAUUGUCGUUCCCCUUCUUCUUGAGUUGUUGUUGCAGCAGGUUCCGGAAUCUCAACCUGCACCGGCAGACGACAACCCCGUUGUCGCAAGCAUUCUUUGUGCCCUCGCUGGCCUCGGGGAACGGGCGAUGUCUGCACUACCGACACUCUUGCGUUUAAUCCAUUUGCAGGUUAGCUGCUUGAAGCUUGUUGCACUCACUAUACGGGCUGUGGGUGGCGACAGGGGCAUGCGCGAACUUUGCACCCUCGCGCGCACCGGUUGCGAUGGCGGGGAAGCCGGUACCAGGGGCAACCCCGAUGUGUGGGCGGCGGUGGUUUACGGCAUCAGCGCAAUGGCACGGCCUCUCGUUGGAUACACCGCUGUCCACUGUUUACCCACCUUGGAGCACGACGAUAGCAGUAACAACCACGAGGCAAGUGGUGUUACCUUUUAUCAAAAGCCCAGUUGUGUAAAUUUUGAAAAGUAUUGUGGCGGCGAUCCCUUAAGGCAGGAGUUAGCUCCUCAGACUCAGCCAACAUACGUACCUACGCAUGUUGUGAUGGACGUUGAGCUAGCUCGGUGCAGACUGCAAGGGCUAAUUGCCUCAUCUCCGUUGCAACCCACUUCAAAUAGUUACUUACCGUUGUCCGUUAUUCUUCGGGAUUUCGUGCAGGUCGUAACCCUUCUGUGGAAUCAGCGAAUGCAGUGCCUGCUUCCAGAAACGGUAAGGUUGGAACUUCAACCCCGUGGAGAUGAAGUUGACCCUAGUUUGAACACGGCGGAGUAUCACCUGCCGUACUCAUAUGACCCGCACUAUAUUGGGCGUGAGGACGACCUAUUUGCGAUCGAAGAGACGCUCGUAACCCUACUUCUUGAGCGCUUCACUCCAACAGUUGUGUUGGAGCAGACGCUGCUUUCUCUUGCGUCGCUUCCUGCCUUCGCCACGACACACGUGGCGGCCCCCGUGCUCGACUUUUUGGAACAAUUCACGGAACGGUUUCUGAGGCAGCAACAAGAGUGUGCCGGCAAGGGGUUCGCUUACAUCAACCAGGAGGCUGUUGUUGUUGUGGGACUUGUUGCACUGGGUCGACUUGCUCGUAAUGCUAAAACACCGCAAGCAGUAGCCGAUGCAGCAUGCGAGUUGCUCCUGCAAAACAUUUCCUCCCCACAUUGGCGGGUGCGCGAUGCCGCAUGCGCAGGGUUGGGGGAGCUGGGUGUUACGACUAAUAGAGCAGACACAGUUAUACAAGUCGUUACCGAUUGUUUAAACGAUGCUGGAGUGAACCCAGAGACGGCCGCUUGGGCACUCUCUCGCAUGGGGGCACGGGGUGUUCGCAUUCUACUGGAUCGAGUUGUGACUCAACCGGGGGGUGCAACGGCUGAAGCUGACUCAUACGGCGUCGGUGAAACUGAGCCCCUGUCCGCGUCGACGCGGAUUGCUUGUGUACGCGCCCUUCCGAAGGCUGAGGUGUUGGCUAUGCCGUCAGGUGGAUCUGACAGAGUCCGGGGCCUUCGCGAAGAGGUUCUCAGGCAGCUUGGGGUUUUUAUAACUGUGAACAAUGGGGAAGAAAGCAUUGCGUUAGAAUGUGUUUAUGCCCUCGCUGAGCUUCUGCGAAUGAGUUGUGGCGACCCAGACAAGGUUGAUGUUUCACGGGGCGAGGAGGCGCUUGCCUGUUGCCUGACCUACGAGCCUAGCGAGACGUUUGACGUGUUCAAAACCCUGAUAGAGGCAACGGAUUUGCCAUGUUCGAUUCUGAAGGCCCUCUUCUUCUCACUUUGUGCUUUUGGUGGCCACCAUGGUGAAUUGUACACAUCACAAACGUCCGUUCAACAUCCCUCUGCUGCAUUCCGUUCUGCGGCAGUGUUUGGGCUACGAGCCUGCGGCGGGAGAGCUGUCCGGUCUAUUGCUCUCGCGCUCAACGAUGACUGCGCAGCUGUGCGACUGGAGGCAUUUGAGACAGUGGACGCCGUUGGUGUCACUGAAUUCAUGUCUGUUUUGCGAUUGCGGCCGCAAAGCCAUACGCGCCAGGUUGCUGCUGCUCUAAGGGACUCCCUGCUCCGAGAUGUUAGUCGCGGUGCGGAGAGGAAGACGGCACAUGAACUCUACGUGGCUCUCACGAGUGGAUGCGCCACGUCUUAA
Trypanosoma brucei brucei TREU927 is the source of this 3285-nucleotide messenger RNA. RefSeq lists its product as hypothetical. The record is from RefSeq and is a predicted model, not a curated record. The transcript has a single exon. NCBI's taxonomy places the organism in Eukaryota, Euglenozoa, Kinetoplastea, Trypanosomatida, Trypanosomatidae. Bases 1 to 3285 code for a protein of 1094 amino acids.